Cucurbitaria berberidis CBS 394.84 is the source of this 498-nucleotide messenger RNA. RefSeq lists its product as uncharacterized. The transcript is spliced from 3 exons. The record is from RefSeq and is a predicted model, not a curated record. Lineage: Eukaryota; Fungi; Ascomycota; Dothideomycetes; Pleosporales; Cucurbitariaceae. Bases 100 to 498 code for a protein of 132 amino acids.
AAGCGAUCUUAUAAGAGACUACCCCGAACAGACAAGGGUGGAACUAACGACAACGUCGCCUUUGAAAGUCCUGAACCAACGUAAACAACUGACCUCGCCAUGUUGACUUUAUUCGCACCCAUCUUGCUCCUCUUCCACACAGCGGUCGCAGCCCCUAUCGGGAACACAGUAGCUGCUGCAACCGUAGGCAAAAUCCGCGGUGUGCGUGAGCCGAUUUACCAUCUCUACCUGCAGGCCAACUCCAAAAACGAGUCAAUUCCCGUCCUCGGGCCCGAAAGCGCAGCCGACGAAUUCACCAUAGGCGGAACUAUCCAAUCGAAGAAAACAAGCAAGUACCUAAAUAUCCAAACGGUGAGCACGAGUUUCAAGCCGCUGGUCUGGGGCGCAGCGGGGGAGACGACGGCGUGGGGGCUGGAGGGGGACACGAUAAUCACGGUGCAGGGGAGUAGUUAUGGGAGACGUUGCGUUCCGCUAGAUAAGCGAUGGAUGGAGCAGUAA